Messenger RNA from Penicillium concentricum, 336 nucleotides. RefSeq lists its product as uncharacterized. The transcript is spliced from 2 exons. The record is from RefSeq and is a predicted model, not a curated record. Lineage: Eukaryota; Fungi; Ascomycota; Eurotiomycetes; Eurotiales; Aspergillaceae. The coding region runs from base 1 to 336 and encodes 111 amino acids.
AUGGAUAGCGAGACCGGAACCCCAUACGAUACUGACACCUUGCCUACCUACUCUCCCCCAUUCUCACAACUCCUAACAUCGAAAAAUCCUAUUUCCUCUUCUCCAACUUUCGCCCAACUCCCCCGCCAGACGAUCCGGCGCCUCGACACCUUGCCUACUAUCCCUAUCAGUACAGAUGCCCACCCGCCUGUCAAAUGGGCAACCUACAUAAAGAUGACGAAGUGGAAAAAGGCCAGAGAAGGGCAAGCGCCAGAGAAGGGAAAGCGCCAGACAAAGCAAAGCCCCUGUCCUCGCGGACGUGCUAUCACAGCAGCCGGCGUCGCAGGGUUACCUUGA